CCACGCCCACUGCACAUACACUUAACACUCCACAUGUAGCAUGUAGCUAGCUAGCUAGAGCGUGGACACUGUGGUUUUACAGGACGUCAUGUAAAACCAACAUGGAGACUAAUGUAUGUUCAUUGUCUCCGUUUUGGUUUUACAUGGAACACGGAACAGGAUCUAGGAAGUAACUUAACUCAAUAGUGUCUGCGCCGUCCACAGCCACGUGUGUGACGAAGUCAGUUACUAUACGCACGAACCCAAUACUAGAGACUCCAUCUCGACCUGUACACACGUUGAUUUUCUGAGCUGUCGGACAAAGAGCAAAAUAAAUUGAACCAGAAAUUUUUUUUUAUGAAUCACAUUAAAGAGUAAGAGAGUUUAAUAACAACAAGGAUAGGAUAAUUCCGGAAGAGACCUCCAAAUAGAGUUGCCCAGUCAAUAAUCAGGAGGAUGCCUAUACACCAUGGACACCAUCACCACCACCAUGGCCCUGCCCAUCACCAUGGCAUUCACCACCAUGGCAUUGGUCACCACCAUGGCAUUCACCACCAUGGCAUUGGUCACCACCAUGGCAUUGGUCACCACCAUGGCAUUCACCACAGUGGCAUUGGUCACCACCAUGGCAUUGGUCACCACAAUCACCACCGCAACAUCCACCACCAUGCCCCUGUGUCAGGCACGGGCCAGGCGGUGGGUGGUCCAAUACGAGCCAUCAAUCUGGGUAUGUUUGGCCUUUUCUUUCUCACCGGCGGUAUCAUAAUGAUGGGAGUUGGCUUCAGCAGCUCCAUUGGCUUGGGCAUUGUCGGGUGCCUCCUCUUUGCUGGGGGAUUGGCUUUGAUGAUUACCUGUGGCGUGCUCUGCCGGAAGAUCCACAAGCAGCAACAGCAGACUGUCGUUGACCAGGAGGCGGCUGGGGUGACCACGAUGGAGUACAGCCAGCCGGAUGCAUCACCCAUAGUACAGCCCCAGCAGCCAGGAGCACCCCCCAUCAUUCACCCACAGGGUCCCGGGGCAACUAUCGUGUAUGGACCAGGGGGACAGGUGGCCUACCAACCCCAGGCCCAGCCAGGCUUCCAGCCAGAACCUCAGCAGUAUCCAGCAACAAUUCCCUAUCCACAGCCGGUUCCUGAUAUGUCCAAGUCUGAUCUACAGGCGGAACCCAUUGCACCCCCACCAACCUAUGAGGAUGCAGUCAACCUAGCCAGCAAACCUGACAGUGCAAGCGACACACCAAUCGCAAUGUAACCUUUUCACGGCGGUGCACAAGGGGCAGAGGAGGAGUGGUGCUUCAGCUAAAGGUCUUGGUCUGGGUUCGAAUCCUGCCUCAGUCUCUCUGGGAUGCGGUCAACAGAGGCUAAGUCAUGGUUGCCACGGGUUACACCACCCAUCUGAAAUGUCUGUAACCUGGUAAAUUCUGACAUCAGGUCAAACUGAUUGCAACAGUAGGUUGGACAAGCUUCUUGAAAUCUUUGCUGAAUGGGCUAUAGGAAAAGAAACUUUGUCAUAGCACACUCAGGUAGCCUCGUCAGAAUCAAGCCAAGUACUGUUGUGGGCCACCGUUGGAUGCAAUAUUUCUUAUUUAGGUAAACUAAACUCGUCUUCCUGGAGUUUUUUAUGGGAAGUUUGAAAAAAUUACUUUAAUCCAAUGCUUUGCAUUAGACACUGGCAUGUUCAUCCUUCUUGAGUAUUAAUGAAACACUUGGUCCAGGAAAAUUAACAGUGCUACGGCCAUAAAGCCUGGGACUCAAUCGAAAUACUGCUGAAUCUCAGGUGUGCUGGAUUUCUGGUGGGUUUGAAGUUGAUUGGCUUAGCAGUAGUUUUCAAAUGUCCCUUGGUUAUUUUACGACAAAUGGGAAUGUGUGUCAUUGAUUACUAGUGUGGGAGUAAUGUGCACAUUGUGCAGUCAACCAGAACUAAAUCUUAAGACACUUCAAAAGAAUAUGACUUAAGAAUUAACCGAAAUGUGGACUUAUGCUUCAUAAAUGUCGACAGGUUAAUAGUUUGAUGACCUUUUGACCCCCGAACACCUUCCAUUGAAGUCAAUGUCACACCUAGAUGAGUUGUCUCGAUUCCGAUGAAUGGUAUCCAUUCAUUAUGUGCAUUAGAUGUGGGAGCAUUCGGAAACCAGUGAAUGCCUUCAUUCUAUCAAAAAAGAUUUUUCUGGAGGACAGUCUGAACUGUAAAUUUACAGUAUUGGAAACAGGUUUCCAACCAUGAUACAGUGCCUACAAUAAAUCAAACCAUUCUUUAAAAAAAACAAGAUUUUAUUUUUUUUAGGUACACUGUUUGGGUGCAUUAUUUGUCUAUAUAUAAAUUAUACAAGUGUUCAUAUUUUGUGUUAUGCUCUUGCCACAAAGAAAUGUUUCAAAAAGGUUUCUUGUGUUUGCAACAUUCUGAAAUAUUAAAAAGUACUGUUCAAUAAUUGUUUGGAAGAAACAAUGUACAUGCAGAGGGAACUUGACCCUUCAACUUCCUCAUAUACUAAACAAGUUUUUUACAGUUUUGAAAUGGCUUUUGUAACAAUCCAUGUUUUUUACCUGUAGGAGAUGAGGUUCUUCGGGUUCAACGUGACUUCAAGAUAUCAGUAUAUUUUUUCUGAACACAAGUUGUCAACUACUGAAAAAGACGAGGCUUUCGGCCGCUCCAAAGCCUGAAAUUAAAAGCCGGGAAAAUGAUGUUAUCUUUCUCAUGGUUGACGUUUAGAUGUGGGAUUUUCUCCAAUAUGAAAAUCUCAGCCCAAGCAAUCAUGAUGUAAGUCAUUUAAAAUGGCACACAUUUGAUGAAAUGCUCUUUGGUGACAUAAAUCUCUCACCUGAUUUCACUGAAAUCUUCACACGGCUAAAAUGACCAAACCCAACAAUACACAUGACAGGCUUCCUUUCCCAGCCCUAAUUUCCUGUAGCUUUCUCCCCUCCCCUGUAUUUAAAUGAUCAAUACGUAUUUAUUACUAUGUUUAACCCGUAAAUAAAUUCUUCCAUCUUUAACACUAUAAGCAAGAAAGAGUUUGCAUAUUCAUUUUUAAACUGCUACAAAUAUCUGCAUAAAAACUGCUACUCCAUUUUGACUGUUUUGUCUUCAUAUGUAUGCACCGCUUAAUGGUGGCGAUGGCAUUGACAUGUCCAAGAUCUGACCAUGCCUCUGACCAUGCCUCUGACCAUGUCUCUCAUGUACAUUAUAAUGUACAAGCAAUAUGAGUUGUAGUUUUCACAGUUACAUAUAUUUUCCUCAGAUGGACAAAGUCUCGAUAUAGAUGUAUAUACAGGGGUGUGAGAAUUCAGCUUUUUAGCUGAUUUCAGCUUUUUUGUGUAGAUGUUGACCCUAAAUUUCAGCUUUUUUGUACACCUAGUCUGUUCUUUACAAAAGUACAGGGACUUUAAACAAUUCAGCUUUUUACUAGCUGUUUUCAGCUUUAACGGCCGCUCACACCCCUGUAUAUAGUCAAGGAUUCAUCACUUGCCAAAAGGAUUAUCAAAAUUUCGCCAUUUAAUGGUUAGAAGUACGUGCACAUAUUAUGAUCCAUUUAUUCUGUUUUUCUCUUUAAUUUAUUUUAUAGUCCAUAUUUUAUUGGUGUAAGUUAUUUUUGUAUAUUUAAUUGUAAAAAAAGUUAAUUUAUUUACAGGAUUUUCCGACCAUUUCUUUUACCUGUAAUUGUAACAUACAUUUUACCAAAAUAUAUAAAUUCGUUUUCAAAAUCUUUUGUCUUAAUUAACAGUAAAUGCAAUAAAAACUAUAUUGUAUCU
Molecule: messenger RNA, 3725 nt
Organism: Acanthaster planci (crown-of-thorns starfish)
Lineage: Eukaryota; Metazoa; Echinodermata; Asteroidea; Valvatida; Acanthasteridae
Source: RefSeq, a predicted model, not a curated record